Messenger RNA from Cicer arietinum (chickpea), 4397 nucleotides. Lineage: Eukaryota; Viridiplantae; Streptophyta; Magnoliopsida; Fabales; Fabaceae. The record is from RefSeq and is a predicted model, not a curated record.
CGGGUAGUGUAGCACGAGUAGUGAGUACGAGUGCGAAAGCAGUGUGAAAUACGAAUGAGUAGUGUUUGAGAGGGAGCGAAACAAAGGAGGGAAGGAACGAUGAGUACGGUUGAUAAGAUGCUGAUCAAGGGCAUCCGAAGUUUCGACCCAGAGAAUAAGAACGUCAUCACCUUCUUCAAACCCUUAACCCUAAUCGUCGGUCCCAACGGUGCCGGCAAAACCACAAUCAUAGAAUGCUUGAAGCUUUCAUGCACCGGUGAGUUGCCACCAAAUGCUAGGUCUGGUCACAGCUUCAUUCACGACCCCAAGGUUGCCGGAGAAACGGAAACCAAGGGACAAAUUAAGCUCAGGUUUAAAACCGCCGCCGGUAGAGACGUGGUUUGCAUAAGAUCCUUUCAGCUCACGCAAAAGGCCUCCAAGAUGGAAUACAAGGCAAUUGAGAGUGUGCUUCAAACUAUUAAUCCUCAUUCCGGCGAGAAAGUUUGCCUUAGCUAUAGAUGCGCUGACAUGGAUCGAGAGAUUCCUGCACUCAUGGGUGUUUCAAAGGCCAUUUUGGAAAAUGUCAUUUUCGUUCAUCAAGAUGAAGCCAAUUGGCCACUUCAGGAUCCUUCCACGUUAAAGAAGAAGUUUGAUGAUAUCUUUUCGGCAACUCGAUACACAAAGGCACUGGAGGUUAUAAAGAAACUUCACAAAGAUCAAGCUCAAGAGAUAAAGACUUACAAGCUGAAACUGGAAAAUCUUCAAACUCUGAAAGAUGCGGCUUACACGCUUCGGGAAAGCAUUGCACAGGAUCAAGAGAAAACAGAAUCUGUAAAAGGUCAGAUACAGCAGUUGGAUGGAAGCAUUACAGAUUUAGAUACUAAAAUUGAUCAUGCUGAAAAAACAUUGAAACAUUUGACAAAGCUAAAGGAUGAAAUAUCAACUAAAACUACACAACGAAGCACUCUAUUUAAGGAACAACAGAAGCAAUAUGCUGCUCUUGCUGAGGAGUAUGAAGAAACGGAUGAAGAGUUGAUGGAAUUGAAGUCGCAGUUUGAUGAAAGGAUUGCAAAUUCACAAACACAAAUAAAUAAGUUGGAAAGAGAGAAGACUGACAAUGACACAAAAAUUCCUGUCCUUAAGAAGACCAUCAAUGAGUCUAUCUGGGAGAUCAGCAAGCUACAAACUGAAGCAGAAGCUCACAUGUCUUUGAAGAAUGAACGAGAUACUUCCAUUCAAAGUCUUUUUGCUAGGUAUAACUUAGGGUAUCUCUCAAAGCCACCCUUCAGUGCUGAGGAUGCUUUGAACCUCACUAAUCGUUUAAAAUCAAGGUUUGGAGAUCUUGAGAAGGACGUAGAAGAUAAAAAGAAAGCAAAUGACACUCAACUCAAGAUGGCAUGGGAUUGCUACUUGAAAGCAAAUAAAAGUUGGCAAAAUACUGAGGCUAAAAUACAAACUAAGAGAGAGAUCAAGACUGACAUUAUAAAGCGCAUUGAAGAGAAGAAAAGUGAGCUUGAUUCACAUGAACUUCAAUUAUCUAAUAUUAAUUUUUCUCAUAUAGACGAGAGAGAAAGAGAUUUGAAAAUUGAACUGGAUAGGAAGCAUAUGCAACUUGCUGAAAGAGAAUUUGAACUAAAGAAACAUCAAAUGGAAAGUGAACUCCUUAAUGUAGAGCAAAAGAUUAAGGUUGUCAAUCGAGAGUUGGUUACCAUGGCUACUGAUUCAAAGGAGAGAGAGAGAUUUUCUAUUUUGAAGGGAGACUUGGAGAUUCAGAAGAAGAAACAUAAAAAGAUAAUUGAUGACCAAAAAGAGAAAAUAAGAAGGGUGCUAAAAGGGAGAAUUCCUUGUGAUAAAGACGUGAAGAAGGAAAUCACACAAGCAUUAAGGACUGUUGAAGCUGAAUAUGAUGAGCUGAAUGCAAAGUACCGGGAAGCUGACAAGGAAGUAAAUAUUUUGCAGAUGAAGAUACAAGAAGUUGGCAAUAAUCUAUCUAAACACCACAAGGAUAUGGAAUCAAGAAAAAGAUUUAUUGACUCCAAGUUUCAGUCUUUGGAUCAGCAAUAUUCUGGAAUUGAUUCUUUUCUCAAAGUUUUAGAGUCUGCAAAGGAGAAAAGAGAUGUACAGAAAAGCAAAUAUAACAUUGCCGAUGGCAUGCGGCAAAUGUUUGAUCCAUUUGAAAGGGUUGCCAGAGCUCAUCAUUUUUGCCCUUGCUGUGAGCGUUCUUUCUCGGCAGAAGAAGAAGACAGUUUUGUCCAGAAGCAAAGAGUGAAGGCUGCUAGUUCAGCUGAACAUAUGAAAGUUCUUGCUGUGGAGUCCUCAAGUGCAGACUCUUAUUAUCAGCAGUUGGACAAACUUCGUAUGGUUUACGAAGAAUAUGUUAAACUUAAGAAGGAGACAAUCCCUAAUGCUGAAAAGGAACUCCAGCAAGUCAAGGAAGAGCUGGAUCACAAAUCCCAGGCACUGGAUGAUAUUUUGGGUGUUUUAGCUCAAGUGAAGACUGACAAGGAUUUGGUUGACACAGUGAUAAAACCUGUUGAAAAAGCUGAUCAACUUUUCCAAGAUAUUCAAGAUUUGCAAAAGAAGAUUGAGGAAUUAGAAUGUAGUCUUGAUUUUCGAGGACCAGGAGUGAGAAGUUUGGAAGAAACUCAAUCAGAGCUCACUGCAUUGCAAGGCACAAAGGACAAUUUGAAUACUGAGUUGAAGAAUUUGAUGGAAGAGCAGAAAGAUAUGGAGAAUCGUAUAUCAACAAUUGAAAAACGGUUGUACAUUGCAAGGGAUGAGAAAACAAAUGCAGCUAAGAAAUUACAAGAUGUUCAAAGAUUAGAAGAAGAACUAGAGCGCUUGACAGAAGAAAUGACCCAAGUUGAUCUUGAUGAGAAGAGCCUGGCAGAAGCCAUUGGACCUUUAUCCAAGCACAAAGAUAAAAUAUUUGCUGACUAUAAUGAACUGAAAAUUAGACUUGACCAAGAGUUUGAGCAUCUGGUUGAAAAAAAGAGAAUUUAUUAGCAGGAAGCCGAAGCAGUUUUUAAAAUGACUUCCAAGAUCAAAGAGUACUCUGAUUUAAAGAGAGGAGACAGGUUGAAGGAGCUGCAGGAAAAGAAAUCUCUAUCAGAAUCUCAACUGCAAAGAUGUGAAUCCAGGAAGCAGGAAAUUAUAGAUGAACUAGAAAAAAGGAAAGAUUUGAUGCGAAAUCAAGAUCAGUAUAGAAGAAAAAUUGAGGACAAUUCAAAUUACAGAAAAACAAAGGCUGAAGUAGAUGAGCUAUUACGUGAAAUUGAAAUACUUGAAGAAAAUAUGUUGAAGGUUGGUGUAUUUUCUGCAAUUGAAACGGAACUCCGGAAAUUAUCCGAGGAGAGAGAGAGGCUUUGUUCAGAGUCAAACAGGUGCAAAGGAACAAUGUCUGUUUACCAGAGCAAUAUUUCCAAAAAUAAGAUUGAUCUUAAGCAGGCCCAAUACAAGGACAUAGAUAAGCGAUAUUUUGACCAGCUUAUCCAGCUUAAGACAACUGAAAUGGCAAACAAGGACCUGGACAGAUACUACAAUGCACUGGAUAAAGCACUGAUGCGCUUCCACACAAUGAAAAUGGAAGAAAUCAAUAAAAUUAUAAGGGAGUUGUGGCAACAGACUUAUAGAGGACAAGAUAUUGACUGCAUUAGUAUUCAUUCUGAUUCCGAAGGUGGUGGUACCCGAUCCUACAGUUACAGGGUUCUCAUGCAGACUGGUGAUGCAGAGUUAGAAAUGAGAGGAAGAUGUAGUGCUGGUCAGAAGGUACUGGCAUCUCUUAUCAUACGGUUGGCUUUAGCGGAAACGUUUUGCCUCAAUUGUGGAAUUCUCGCAUUGGAUGAACCAACCACAAAUUUGGAUGGACCAAAUUCUGAAAGUCUGGCUGCUGCUAUCCUAAGGAUCAUGGAGGAUAGGAAAGGCCAGGAAAAUUUUCAGCUAAUUGUUAUUACUCAUGAUGAGCGUUUUGCUCAACUGAUUGGUCAGCGCCAGCAUGCGGAGAGAUAUUAUCGAGUCGCAAAAGAUGACCAUCAGCACAGUAUAAUCGAAUCCCAGGAGAUAUUUGACUGAAGGGUGGAUUUUAUUUAGUUACAACUUUGAAGUGGCUUGUUGGAGGAUUGACAGAUCAAGUUGUUGAUGAGAUAUAGGAUACUGAUAAUGAUAUGUUCCUAUUAAUUAAAAGAUUGACAAUUGUUGUAGACUAUCAUUUGUACACUAGUUUUUGUAAGCAUGUUUAUAUAUUUUGGCAUUUCAUCCUUUGUGGCCAAUUGAAGUUUUAAAAUCAGACCGGUGUAAAAAACAACAGUUCCUUUUCACCGAUGGCAUUGUGAAUAAUGAUAGGGUUUGUUGCCUGGAUUACCGCAAUCAUUGUGAAAAUGAAUCCAUUAAUUAAUGAAUUAAAUCAAAACACGUGAAAA